GCCGCCGGAAGUUGCUGCGCAUUUCUUGGCACCUGGACUGGUAGUGGCAGGAGAGCCGAGCAGUUAUGGCCCAGUCUGAGCCGGACGCCGCCUCCGACGACGCCAUGGACUCGUUCCUGGAAAAGUUCCGGAGCCAGCCUUACAGCGGAGGCUUCCACCGGGACCAGUGGGAGGAGGAAUUUGAAAAGAUCCCCCUAUUUAUGAAGAAAGCGCCAUCAGAAAUUGAUCCUAAAGAGAAUCCUGACUUGGCUUGUCUCCAGUCAAUUAUUUUUGAUGAUGAGCGAUCUCCAGAAGAACAGGCCAAGACCUAUAAAGAUGAGGGCAAUGAUUACUUUAAAGAAAAAGACUAUAAAAAAGCUGUGAUUUCGUACACUGAAGGACUAAAGAAGAAAUGUGCAGACCUUGAUUUGAAUGCUGUCCUUUAUACCAACAGGGCAGCAGCACAGUACUAUCUGGGCAAUUUUCGUUCUGCUCUCAAUGAUGUGACAGCUGCCAGAAAGCUAAAACCCUGCCACCUCAAAGCAAUAGUAAGAGGUGCCUUAUGCCAUCUGGAACUGAAAAACUUUGCUGUGGCAGUGAACUGGUGUGAUGAGGGCCUGCAGAUAGAUGCCAAAGAGAAGAAGCUUCUGGAAGUGAGGGCUAAAGCAGACAAGCUGAAGCGAACUGAACAGAGGGAUAUAAGGAAAGCAAAGUUGAAAGAAAAGAAGGAGCAGAAUCAGAAUAAUACUUUACUUCAGGCCAUCAAGGCAAGGAACAUCAGACUGGUCCCUGAAGCUGCUGGUGAAGAUGAAGAUUCAGACUCAGAAGGUCUAGGUGAGCUUUUCCUGGAUGGGCUCAGCUCUGAGAACCCCUACGGAGCCAGGCUGGGUAUGGAUGACCAAGGCAGACUAAGCUGGCCUGUGCUUUUCCUGUAUCCGGAGUAUGCACAGUCAGACUUCAUCUCUGCUUUUCAUGAGGACUCCAGGUUUAUGGAUCACUUAAUGGUGAUGUUUGGUGAAACGCCCUCUUGGGACCUAGAACAGAAAUACUGCCCUGAUAAUUUAGAGGUCUACUUUGAGGAUGAAGACACGGCAGAAUUAUAUCGGGUGCCUCCCAAGAACACCUUGCUGCAGGUGCUGCAGCACCCCAGGUGCUGUGUCAAAGCCCUGACACCUGCAUUUUUGGUCUGUGUAGGAUCUUCCCCCUUUUGCAAGAAUUACCUCCAGGGGAGAAAGGUACACCAGGUAAAGUGACUGAGCCAGGUCGUGGGAACCAGGGCCCCUGGAACUCCCCCCUCACUCACCUUUACCCAGAUCCAGUACACUUCAGCCAGCUGGACACGGCCAGGAGGGGCUGCUGACUUCCCUGAAGAGUGGAUUCUGAGCAACCUGCUGAGCUCCAGCUGGUCCUUCCUCCCCUCCGAGGCACAAAAUUCUGUGCCUUGGGCUCCCUGCAUCUAUGUUAACCCCCAGCCUCCAGCUCUGCAGUUUGCACAGCAGCUGACCUAUGUACUCGCUUGCCUGUGGACACUGAUUCAGGAUCCAGUGACGUGUUCCAUAUAUUCGUGGAGUUAAGACGCUUUGGAGAAGCUACCCCUAUAGUGCACAUAUAAACAUUACCUGCCUGUAAUUUAAGGCAUUAAAGCUGAGUCACUGGCCAGAGUCAUGAGUAUAGAAAGUGCUGUGUAGGGGGUGCUGUAGGCGCCUGGGGUGAGACUAGACCAGCAAAGCUUGGCCCUUUCUCUGCAUUUAUAAAAACCAUACAAACUGGGAUCCUCUUGAAUGCUUAAAAAAAUUGCCACAUUUCAUGAUCUUUACAGUAUGGAGAACUUGCCAGGGGUCUCUGAGUUUUCUCCAGUUUUCACAUUUUAGGAAUUUGUGCCUUUUAAACUGGAAAAUCUUUAUACAUGUUGGGUCAUGGUAUUUUUGUCUGCAGCUUUUUGCUCUCCCUUCUUAGAGGGUUUAUAUGCCCUUAGCCAUACUCAUAUGACGACUUACAUUCCUCCCCAUUCCCCAGAGAGGAAUGUCCUUCCCUGCUUAGGAUGCAGAGGAAUGUGAGUGGGUAUGUCCAGAUGGGGGCUGGAGAAGCCACUGAGUGGUAGGCUCCUGCUCUUUUCCCCGUGCCAUGGUAACAUAAUCUCCCCCACCACCCCGAGAACAUAUUUCUCAAAUAUAGGCUGUUCCUUCAGCCUGGGUGCCAGAAUGUAAGACACGUGGAGCAGAGCUGAAGCAGCUGGCCUGCUGCCAUUGAUUGUAACAUGAAUGGGAAAUAAAUGUUUGUUGUAGUAAUAAGCGCUGAGAUUUGGGGGUUGUUUGUUACUAUAGCAAAGCUAACUAAUACAUCAUUAAACUGAAAACAGCUGCUGUCCUUAAGAUGGACUAAUUUAGGGUUUGCGUUGUGCGCUUCAUUGUCUUUGAAGGACAAUUUGCUGUGACAUAUUUACAAAGAACCGUGCAGCUUUCUUCCCAGGUGCAGGUUCCUACGUGUGGCUGGAGGCUUAAGUCCAGCCUCCAUCCUGAGCCUGUCCACACCAAGGCCUGUCCCUCUCACCUGGAGACUCUGUAGGAGCUCCACGCUGUAUGUCAGAGGCCUGACAGCAACAACCCAUUGGGCACUGCAGGUUCCCUACAGCAGCCACCACACAUCAGGCUAAACAGAUUCCAGCAUGCUGCCUUACUCACCUACAAAGCAGACUGGUUACCCUGCCCUCUUCCCAGACCCUAAGAUGGGGAGAAGACACUGGAUAAGAGCAAGUUAUACAUUUAAAAGUGCAUGUACCUGAGAAUGGUGGUUAUGUGACCUUCAUCCUCACCCUGCAGCCCUUUCAUAGGGACCUGACAGACCAGGUUAUCAGCCAGCUUCUGCUCUUCUACUUUCUCUUCAUUUCCUGUCACCUCCAGCUAGGGCAGGAGUGGAAAGGAAGGAAAAGGGUCUCAGAAUGGCAGACGGUUAGAUUAGGGCUAGGACCCUGGUGGCUGCUGACUUGCUGUGGUUGUGAGGGAGGGACUGACUCGUACUGUAACACUACUCACUGCACCCAUCUUGUGAACUGCGUUUACUGCAGUUCUGUGUAGAUACCACACGCAAAGUCUUCAGUCCAGUGCCUGGCACCUAACUAUUCAAUAACUAGCUCUUAACCAAAUUAUAUCAAGUCACAUCUAUGGAGACCAGUGCCAGCAGACCAGUGAUUCUUAACCGGGGCAGUUUUGUCCCCCAAGGGACAUAUGGCACCAUAAAGACUUGCCACAACUUGGUGGGAUGCUAUUGGCAUCUAGUGGGUAGAUGCCAGGGAUGCUGCUAAACAUCGUAGAGUGUGCGAGAAAGCCCUCACAGGAAAGAAUGAUCUGACCCAAACUGUCAACAAUGCUGAGUUUGGGGAAUGCUGCACUAAAUCCAAAAAAAUAAAAACAUUUAUUUAGACACAGCCUGUUUGUUGAAGCAUUUACAGUAACAAAGCAAAGGAGUCUUGAAUGGGCCUAUUUCAGAGGUAGUAUGUGUGAAGGUACAGGGGGAUGAAGAAAAUAAGCUUUUUUGGCUGAUUCUAUGGGAAGGGCCCUGAAGGUUAACCUUUGAAAAAGAUUUUUGCUUGUAAAUGCCUGUAAAGGUGUGUGCCAAUCUCCUUCUCCUUUCAAUGGAAAAGGCAGAAGUUAAAAUUGCAUGCUAUAUGAUGAACUUCCCUUUUUCCCACAUCACACGCCCGCCCCUCCCCAAACUCCUCCUCUGCCUUAGCUGUUUAACUUGGCUUUGGAAGCCACAUGGGCAAGUUAGUCAUGGUGGGGCUCUCUGAUAUGUACAGGAGGUAUACCUGUUAUUUAACUUUGGGGCUUUUCCAUUACCAGCCUAUCUAAUGCUUAUUUCCCAGCUUCAAAGAACCCAGAAAUACAGCAUGAUUUUCUUUGUUCCCCAACACAGUCCUGGCUCAGCAGUAACAGCUGCCAUCUGUUGAGCACUUAGGAUGUAUUAGACAGCAGUCUAGGUGCUUUAUUAGCUCACUUAAUCCUCCCAGUACCUCUAGAGGUACUGACAAGUGGCACUGAGAGGAUGCCCACAGUUAGCAAGCCAGUGAAAAGCAGAGGCAGACCUUGCAUUUCACCUCCCCUGAGCUUUCAGGAGAUAAUACCGGUAAAAAGACUGAGCCCCUGCCUUUCAGGAGUUGGCGAUAGACCCAGCGGCCCUUCCUGCUCACUCUGAGAUUAUUGUCAAGUCUUGCACUCAUCUUCAUGCAUUGUCCCCAACCUGUCUGCCUGGGUAGAAGAAUCCAGUCUGCAGAAACCCCUGCUAGAGCCCACCGCACCUGACACACUGCCAGUGGGUGGGCCUGGGCAACAAGUUCUGCUGACAAGUGGGGUGCGCUGUUACCAUUAACUGGUAAGUGCUGCCUCCUCACUCCUGGCCCUAAUGUUUAAUUAGCCAAGAGCAACUAAGCUUUAAAUUAGCAGCUUUGAGAGUUGCUGGCUAAAGAGUAGUGAACACCACCCCUGCACCGAGGUGCUACCUGACCACGGAGACCCAGAGAUGCCAGCACAUUCUGCAGAUCCACAUACACUACCUACCCACCUACUGUGUGCAAAGCACAGGGGCUACUUACCAAGAACAUGCUGGGAGCCAGACACUGCUGUCCCCAUUUUACCCAUGAGGAAACUGUGAGGUCUCCUGCACAUACAUGGUCAGAAAGCUAUUAAGUUGCCCAGGCGGUCUGACUAUAGAGUGUCUCUUCUGGAUCACCAUGAUGAAGUCAUUUUUAAAAUUAAGUAUCCUGUUUCUGUUUCAGAUGCUCCCUAAGUAGUAUCAUGAAAAUAUUUCUUUUCCCAUUUUCCACAUUACAGAAAACAAACAAAAAAAUCAGUUUCCUAACUAUGAAAUAAAGCCUAUGUGCCCUUUGACACAGAAUAAUCCAUCCUAAAAAACAUUCUGCCUUCUUGAUGUUGAAAUGGAUGUGGACAUGCCAAGAGGCCUGGCACUCAAGUAGUUAAAAGAAAUAACAAUUUCAACAGAUUUCUGCAAAGCUCCUUCCCUGAUAACCCAGCAGGUGUUUCUUCCAUUAAAACACAGAAUAUUAAUGGAGCUCUUGAUUUACAUUCUAAGCUUGAGUUACACAAUGGGUUUGUUAUGCACCCGCCUUUGUCCCCAAGUAUUAAUUCUGCUAAAUAUUUCUCAGUUAGUUGCUUCUAGAUCUCCCCAAGGAAUGAGCAAUGAUAAUACAGCCUGUACCUAUUAUUUUGCCAGCAUCCCCACUUCAUCAAUUUACAGCAAGAGGUAACACUAGCAAGUUCAGGAAGGAGAGAGUAAGGUUUGAGUGUUUGUCUUUCCUCUUAGGAGAUGGAGCCAGGCAAAGGCAGUACUUAGUUCUUACUCAUGGCGUGCCCCAGGAAGGUUAUAAUACAUCUUACCAAGAAAAUUAAGAUCCAGAUCUGAAGAUAAUAGCGGAAGCUGAGCUCCCAAUGGGGGGAACUCCUGCUGGAGGAAAAUGUUUCCUAAGUGCAUACUGAGGGUUAAACAUUGCAUGUAAGCAAGCACAGACAGGCAGCCCUGGCACUGAGGAAGAAUCUGAGCCCACACAGGGCAAGUCCUUUGUUUAAGGUCACAUUCCCGUGAGUAGUUGAUCUAGGAUUAUGUCUCUCCAAGAUUCUGAUCCUUUCCACCAAAUUAUACUAUGCCUGGCCACUAGAAGAAACACUGGUUUAGUCAUCCAGGCAUCUAAGUUUCCAUUCAGCUUGACCUUGGGCAGAUACAAUACUCCCAGGAUUUGUCUUCCUUGGAAAAUAGAGGUCAGGUACCGGCUUUAAAUAUAUAGGGCUUUGGGCCUCCCCGGUGGCGCAGCGGUUGAGCGCUGGGUUGCAAAGCUGCCCGCGGCCUCUGUGGUGCCGGUUGGAUCCCUGGCUGCUCCCUGACCACUGGAGGAGGGUCCCACACCACAUGGCGCGCAGACCUCUCCUGCCGCCCGCUGCUCCCCUC
Molecule: messenger RNA, 5934 nt
Organism: Talpa occidentalis (Iberian mole)
Lineage: Eukaryota; Metazoa; Chordata; Mammalia; Eulipotyphla; Talpidae
Gene: TTC4
Product: tetratricopeptide repeat domain 4
Exons: 10
Coding region: 66-1232 (388 amino acids)
Molecular function (GO): Hsp90 protein binding
Source: RefSeq, a predicted model, not a curated record